UUCGCCAUCAGUCCUACUCUUAUCGCGGUCCGAGUCGUGUCGUUUCGAAAGCGCUGAUCCUCCCACAACAACAAUAACAACAGUCCCAAGCACUAAUAACAAGUCCGGGGGUCGGUUAGGAGGCGCGCGGCUUCUCUCUGCGGUUGGCAAACGUUCGCGGUGUUCGCUUUGUGUUUGAAUGAAUUCGGAGUGAGCAGAAGAAUUGCCAAAGUGUGUGAGCCUGUUGGGUGGAAGGGGGCGUUAUGGGUGAUGAAAAUUGUACCACCAUCUGAGAGAAGAAAAGGCAAAGCAGAAGAAGGUGGGUGGCAGAAGAUACGAGAAGGAUUCGCUGGCAGCGAACUGCAGGCGGUGGAUUCGGGUGAAAGCUGAAUAGGCCUGGUGGCGUUUGCAAAGCCCACAUAUUGGAGUCGGUAUUCGGCCAAAGGGAAACGGAAAGUGUUUGAGCGCGCGCGUGUGUCUCUUUCUGGCGUGUUGUGGAAAUUUUCGCCCCGGGGGUGGAAAAGUGUAAUGGAAGUUUGAGCGCAUUCGCAGGGUGGAGUGAGGAUUUGCCACCCCAAAAGUUUUCGACGGUGAGUUUAGGUAUGAGCUUGUGUGCGUGUAAAACGUAGAAGACAACUGUUUCACAGUGGAGUUUUGUGCAAAAACUAGCCCUCGGAAAAAUAGUGAGGAUUAUGUGGGGGAUGAUUUUCCGUGAAUGAAUCCAAUCGGCUGCGCGGAGUCCGAAGUGAUCGAGAAAAAUCGAAAAACCCGAAACGAAUCAUUCGACAACUGUUAACGAAUUAAAAUUUAGUAUACAUUUUGCAAAAUCCUGUAAUUGAACGACCACCGCUAUCCGGCUGGCUGUUGCUAUCGGCAUCCGAAAACGAUAAAAAUCCAACCAACCGGUGCAACCGGUGGGUGAGGUGAGCUAGAAGAAGAAAGAAAGAACUCCAACCACCCACGCAACUGCAUUCAAUUGGUCAAAUAAUCUCUCCUGUUUUGUACACCACCCGGCAGGGGCCUGGUGGGUGGUGAAAUCGAUCCGUGCGCAGGCAGUGUGAGCGGUUCCGCAAAAAAAAAGUGUUCUCGGAGUGAAAAAAAACAAAAAGCACCUUCCACUUCCGAGGAAUCCGGUAAUCCACAAUCGCGUAUGGGAUUUCUCACGAAUGCAGCUCGAGCCGGAAAGAGAAGAAGCAGUGCAAAAAAAAAAGUGUCCAAGAAUGAAAAUUAUUUCUUCGGAGUGGAAAAGUGGCAAAAGGUCAACCAUUUGAAGCAGUGAGUCAACUCAUAAUCAGCUACAGCGUAAUCGCAGCAGUGUUCCAUAACGGCGAGCAUCACCAGCGACUGGAAAUUUUUCAAGUGCUUCCUGUGCGCGGGAUUAGCAUAGAGAACACUAAACUUCCAGCAGUGCACAAUCGGGAAGAAAGCAGUUUCUCGGCAGCGAGUGGUGAGGAAAACCAAAGUGAGAUAGUAGUUCCUACGCAAAAAAGAAGUAUAGCCGUGACAAGGAGAUUUACCGGAUCAAAUAUCGUGCAACAAAGAAAAAAAAAACGGACCGAGUAUUAAAUUCCUUCUGUUACCAAGCGAAAAGCUUUUGUUGGAUUUUAUUCUCCGCCUCCUGGUGUCUCUCUCCCGAGGGAACCCUAAAAUGGCUCGACAGUAAUCCCGGCCAGAGGUAUUAUCGCGGUGGAAAUGCAGCUUAAUGGUACGGUAACGAUGGCAGCCGCUUCGGAACCUCCCGAGCCUCCACCUCGCAACCCGGACAAAAUCAACGCAUCGCUCAAACAGCUGGCCGAUUCGAAAGCCCGCUCUCUGGACACCAGCGAUAAGCCAGCCCCCGCAGUUGGGGUCCGUCCGUUUCGGCCAAUCCUUUCGCUGGACAAUGCAAAACCAUUGCCGAAGCCAUUCGAAUCAACCGGGACACCCACGUCGGCGCCAAUUUCCUCUAUCGGCAGCGAGCUGAGCGCCGCGGCGGGCGGUGGUCCAGGGUCGGCAAGCACUACGACGGGCAGCAGUAGUAGCGUGAGCAACGAAAACUGUACCACAAGAACGUCCUCGAAUGACAGCGGUGGUGGAGAGCCGCGACUCGGCUCGUCCGGGAGUGGGACGAGUCCACCCAGUGGGGAAGCCGGUGGUGGCGGUGGUAAACUGAACUCCAGCCAUCAGCAGCAGCAAAGUUCGCCUACGCAAAGCGACGGAAGCAGCGCCGGAAGCAAAGGCCAACUCGGCGAUGCUUCGGGUGGGGAUAAUCUAUUCAAAAAUGGGGUGACAGAUCUGGAAUCUCCACAGACAACCAAGAUUAGACUGGAAAAUGAACGCCUGACGGCGGAAAUCACCCGACUGAAAAAAUUGCUCGAAAACUCGCCGGAUGGAGCGGUGGGCGGAAUUGAUCCGCCAUCGGAUAGCAACAGUUUUGAUGCGCACUCAACCGAUGACAGCAGCAGUCGGUUGGAAAAACUCGAGAAUGAGCUGCGGAUAUCGAAAGAAUUGAUUCAAAGUCUUAAGAUAGAACGUAAGAAGCUCCGCACGGAUAAGAACGACUUGCUAUCGCAAGUGAAGCAGCUGUGUUCUUCCCUGCAGGAUAAGGAGCAGGAGCUGAGAAAUUUCAUUCGCAGCUUCGAACAACGAAUACGGGAAACGGAGAAUAAUAGCGCCAAACAGAUUUCGGAACGCGAACGGGAGCGGUGGUCUCUGCUGAAGCACGCCCAGGAUGAAGCGGAGCGGUCAAUUACUCUAGCCCAACAGUUGAACGCCAGAGAUUUACAGCUCAAGCGAACCCAGGAACAACUCCAGGAAGCUCGACGGCAACUGUCCGGAUGUAUGUCGGACCAGGAGAGUCUCGUUUCGGCGGCUCCCCUAACUCCUCCCUCCGGUUUGGCUAGCCAUACCCAAACGGCUACCGGUGGAUAUUCCAACAUUAGUGGAACUCCGGGCGAUCGAGGCUCGUGCAGUGCCGACUCGGGAGUGAGAGAGCUCAUUGCAGGGAGCAGUGAUCGGGAGAGUGCAGCUGGGGAUCUAAAUUUAAGCGACGGUCCGUGUGAAAACGGACCCUGUAUACAAGUGGACUCGGAUAGUGUAUCGUUAGUGUCUAGUCAUCAUAAUAUGUAUCAAUAUGGAACACCAAAGGAGCGUAGCCCCACUCUUUCUCCGCUGAAUGCCGGGGCUUUCUCGCGAUCGGUUGAUAACACUGCGCUGUCAAACUCCUUCCGCUCGGCGGAACAGUUGGGCUCUCCGGUAGAGAAUGAAAAUCAUACUUUUUCGAGAAGACUACAACAACAACAUCAGCAGCAACAGCAACAAACUCAAUCACAAUCUCAAUCUCAAUCAAAGACUGGUAGCGGCGCUGGGAGUGGUAGCGGUCUUACCGGCCGAACGGGACGCGGUGGCACCUGGGGUAGCAUAUCGCGGGUGUUCGCGCGGAAUCGCAACCGCAACAAGAGCAACCCGGUAUGCGAGACGGAGCCCACCGACUUCCAGUGGAGUCCGCUGACUGAGGAGGGAUACGCGGAAAAACUCCGGCUGCUGAGGGAAGCCUCCUCGAUGCCGAUGGAGCGCUGGAGAGCGUCCCAAGUGCUGGCCUGGCUGGAGGUAGCCCUCGGUAUGCCCCAGUACAGUGCGCGCUGUGCGGAGAAUGUCAAAAGCGGUAAGGUUCUGCUGGAGCUCAGCGAUGCUGAGUUGGAAACGGGACUGGGAACGAGCCAUCCGAUGCACAGGAAGAAGCUGCGGCUGGCGAUUGAGGAACAGCGACGGCCGGAGCUGGUUAGGUAUCCGACCAUCGGUCAGCUGGGUCAUACUUGGGUCGCAUCCGAGUGGCUUCCGGAUAUCGGUCUUCCGCAGUAUGCGGAGUCGUUCAUGCAUUCUCUGGUGGACGCCCGCAUGUUGGACACGCUGUCGAAAAAAGAACUCGAGAAGUACCUGGGAGUCACCAGGAAGUUCCACCAGGCUAGUAUUGUUCAUGGAAUCCAUGUGCUGCGGAUCAUGAAAUAUGAUCGCCAGGCACUGGCGAUGAGGCGUUUACAGUCCGAAAAUGUUGACACCGACCCGAUCGUUUGGACAAACCAGCGUUUCAUACGCUGGGCACGCUCGAUAGAUCUCGGGGAGUAUGCUGAUAACCUGAAGGACAGUGGAGUCCACGGUGGACUGGUGGUACUGGAACCAUCCUUCUCGGGCGAUACAAUGGCCACAGCACUUGGAAUACCCCCCUCCAAAAAUAUAAUCCGUCGCCAUUUGGCCACAGAAUUCGAAGCACUCAUUCUUCCCGCAAGGGCCACACUGGGCCAGGGGAUACGAACCGGCGGCGGCACCGUGGUCCCAAUUGCCAGCGGAAUCGGAAUGAUGCCCGUACCUGCGGAUCGUCGCAAUACCGGUAGCCUGAGGUUUUCCGCAUGGAAAGGAUCACAGGGUUCCCUCACGAAAGCCUUCCGGAUAAGCUCCAGCUACAAACCGCGCGGUGCCACUGGUAGUGGUAGCAAUGGCGGCGGCGGCGGAUCGGACAAAAACAGCGUUUACAGUUCCACCUCCCCGACGCCCUCGUUCAGCAGCAGCGAGGGUGGCAUCUAUGCUACGGUCGGAGGACUGCAUCAUCUGCAUCAUCUGCCUCCUCCGACCACAGCUCCACCACCCGUUCCGAUGAACUUCUCGCCAGGAUCCGCUGCUGCUGCUGGUGGCAGUGGCACAGCAAAUACUCCCAGUCCACUGGCCACGGCGAAUCAUCGUGUCAACUAUCGUGUCAGCGCACCACCAAUGGAUCACGCCGGAUCGUCCGCCGGUUCCUCGUCCUCCUCGAUGGCCACCCUGCCUAAGUACGCACAACAUCGGCGAGUUAAGAGCAUCAGCGAUAUCGAAGUGGCUUCCAUCGUUCCCGGCUGAGGGUCCACGAAGUGCACAACUUCAGACCACGGACCAGCAGCGUGACUAACGAGAGGGAAUGAGUGAGCGAGGCUUGAUGCGAUUUGUGAAUACACUACGAGCACUGAAAAGAGGUUUACCAUGCGAUAAAAUGUAGUAAAGAGUUCACAGACAUAUAAAACAAUUCAUUAUCAAACAUUCAUAUAGUAAAGAUAAAUAAAAAAGACUACGAAAUGGUUAAUCUCAAACCAAAGUUACAAUAUUCGGUUUGUCUGUGAACACUUCUACUACCAACAAUUCACAUUCCAGUGAAGAGACUAGAGAAAGCAUUUCCAUUUUAAUUUCCAAAUUUAAUGUGGUUUAUCGCGAGGUAGUAUGGAAUCAUUAAUUUAGUUCAUCGAAUGUUAGCUCUAUUUUUUCGACCAAGUUAUUGAAAUCCUCAUCGAAAAACAAUUGAGGGUGAUCUUCGAACUGUGUACAACAAUUGAGGGCCUUAGAAUGCAAGGGGUGUAAGUGACUUGAUCGAUUUCUCUUCACCAACUUUUUCUUUAGUUAAUAACUCAACUGCAAAAAAGUUCCAAUUUAAGUUCGCUAUAGAAUCCGAUAGAUGAGGUUCUGACCUAUCUUCCACAUUGUCAAAUACAACUGGGAAUGUAUUUGCAGCUAAGUUAUGACCAGAAGAGAGAGACGAUGUAGAGAAAUCGAUCAAAUCACUUACACCCCUUUCAUUCUAAGCUCCUCAAUUUGUUUUUAUUUUUGUUUUUUGAAGUUUAUAUUUAUUUAAAGCGACACACUUCAAACAUAUCAAUCCUUCCGCUUGCUUUUGCUUUCCCAAUGUAGUUUGUCGUGGUUGUAUCUAAUUAAGCCCCAUUUUUGUUGUUUUGAUUGUUUCAAGCGUUUUUGUUUAUUCGUUUUGUUUGUUAAUUUGCAAUAUGUGCAAUAAGAGGUGGAAUUUGAAGCAGAACUGAGAUAUGUAUAUUUUCGAGUAAACAGUCGAUCAAACACUUGCGCCUAUUCGAAAAAGAGAUGAAACCUAUAUAAACUCAACCAUAUAUUCUUGUAAACUGUAUUGGAUGUCCCUAUACCUAGAGCAGUAAACAAAACCAAAAAACACGAUAAUCAGCUGUAUGUAACUUUGAUAUUCGAUCGGAAUAGGAAGGCUCAGAAGAAACGAAAUCAAACUGAUCAAAUAAAUUGCGAUUACAUGGCGAAUAAACGGUAGUGUUCAACAGAUAAAUACUAAAAUAAAUUAAUUCGAUAUUAAUUGACAUUAUUGAUGCUAGAAAUAUUACCCAAAACCAACCAGCAAGAACUAUAGACACUAAUUUAUAACGCGUAUUAUCCUAACUUAUUUUAAUGCAGUACACUAAAAGAGCUAGAUGUGAAAGAAUUAAACGCAAAUUUAUCUCUUUGACUAAUAAUUAGAAUAAUGAACUAAUAAAGUAUUUGUAUUUAUUUUGAA
Molecule: messenger RNA, 6289 nt
Organism: Toxorhynchites rutilus septentrionalis
Lineage: Eukaryota; Metazoa; Arthropoda; Insecta; Diptera; Culicidae
Gene: Liprin-gamma
Product: kazrin
Exons: 15
Coding region: 1672-4848 (1058 amino acids)
Molecular function (GO): protein binding
Source: RefSeq, a predicted model, not a curated record